UGCUGGGAGUGGCUAGCUCCUGGGAUGGGUGGCUUGUGCAAUGAGUGUAUAUAUAAAGUGCUGCUGGAAGUCUGCAGUGUGCAUUGUGUGUAGAGGGGAAGAAGGAAGGUACUUCAUCCUCAGCCAUCACCAGCAGCAUCCCACACCCACCUUCAAGGCUUCACCAUGACUUCCAGGGAUCUUUACACCUCAUCCUACAAGAAGAUAUUUGGAGAUGCUCCCAGGCCAUCAAGCCACCUGUAUACUUCUAGCUCCAGGUCCUCUCCAGCAUAUAGGCCCAGAGAUACCUACAGCAACAUCUCCUCCUACAAGAAGAUCAGCAGGUCCCCUGCCAGCCACCUUGCCUCAGUGCACCAGGUGGAUUAUGAUCUGCCCCAGUCCACAGCUCUCAGCAAUGAGUUGAAGAUAGUAAGAACCAAUGAGAAGGAACAACUGCAGGGUCUCAAUGACCGCUUUGUCACUUACAUUGAGAAGGUCCACCAUCUGGAGCAGCAGAACAAGUUACUGGAGGCAGAGGUGACCUUGCUAAGGCAAAGGCAGUCAGAGCCCUCAAGGCUUAGUCAGGUCUAUGAGCAGGAGAUCAGGGAGCUCAGGUCAAGGCUUGAGGAACAACUUCAUGAGAAGGACCAAGCUCAGCUUGACUGUCAGCACCUGGAAAAUGCUGUGCACCAACUGGAGGAGAAACUGGAGCAAGAGGCCAAUAAGAGAGAAGAGGCUGAAGAUGCCAUGAAGAACUUUAGGAAGGAUGUGGAUCAGGCCACCCUGGACCGUCUGCAGCUGGAGAAGAAGGUUGAGUCCCUGCUAGAUGAGCUGUCCUUUGUGAGGAAGGUCCAUGAGGAGGAGGUGGCUGAGCUUCAGGCUGCAGUGACAGAGGCUCAGAUUACAGUAGAGAUGGAUGUAGUCAGUAAGCCCGACCUAACAGCAGCCCUAAAGGAAAUCCGUAUGCAAUAUGAGGUCCUGUCCACCCGUAAUCAGCAAUCAGCGGAGGAGUGGUACCAGACUAAGAUUGCCAACGUGUCCCAAGAGGCUGCCCGCAACAAUGACAACAUUCGCCAAGCCAAGGAAGAGAUCUCAGAAUACCGAAGACAACUGCAAGCCCGAACUCUGGAGGUUGAUGCUCUACGCAAUGCCAAUGAAUCCCUUGAGAGGCAGCUCCAGGAGGUGGAGGACAGGAACAAUGAAGAGAUAACUCAAAUGCAGGAAACCAUAAACCAACUGGACAAUGCUCUACGAAAUACUAAAGGAGAAAUGGCUCGCCAUCUUAGAGAAUACCAGGAUCUGCUCAAUGUCAAGAUGGCUCUGGAUAUUGAAAUAGCUGCAUACAGGAAACUCCUCGAAGGGGAGGAGACACGUCUGACCACAGUGGGAGGAAGCAGCAUGUUUGGCAUUGGUUACCCAUAUUCUCCUGGCUCUUACUUCGGAGGGAAGGGUUAUACCUCAUCCACAGUCACCAUCCGGAAAGAAGAGAAAAAAGAAGAGAAAAAAGAAGAAAAGAAAGACGAGAAAAAAGAUGUAUCUGACGGAGGCAAGGGAGGGGGUGCCAGCCAACCCAAAGUACCAAAAUCAGGAGACGCAUCCUCAGAAAAGACCCCCUCCAAGAACUGAGCUAGCUAUGAUCUGCUGAAGCCCACACACCUGCCAUACUAAUACUUCCAUUCACUCAUUUCUUUUUGGAUUUUUUUUUCUCAGCUAGGCUAGCGCGGGUUAAAAUAAAGAAGCCAUAAAACUAUAUUAAGAGCCACGACAAGCUAUAUCCAGUCAUAUAAUGUAAUGAAGAUACUACAUAGCUCAUCCCAUCUUAUUCUCAUGACAAUAUGCAAUAUAGAACAAUAUUAUGUUGUUUUAUAUAGACCUCUUUGACCUCUGUCAAAUUAAGCAAAGAUAAAUUCACAAACAAAAUAUGUCAGAAACACACAAGACAAUAACAGAUAUAUGCAGCCCAUGAAAUGGAAUAUGUUCUCAGCAUGGUCACCCUCCAUGAUGUAUGAUGAGGAACCCCGAAGUGUGCAGGUCCUACCAGUAGACUAUUGUCCCACACUGGUUUUCACCUACUUGACAAUAACACUGUAUACAUAGUACAUAGGGCUAUAGGUACAGUAUAUACUUUAUGUUAGGACAAAAUCUGCCUUUAUAGUGUCAGUGGAAAUUUGGAAGGAAUACUAUGUUGCCCAUGUUGGACAUUUUCAGUAGACUCUCUUUUGUCUUCUCACAAGAUAAGCACCAAUGGAGGUGUCCAGCAGAUACUCUUUCCCUAUCCAUAGGAAGACCAAAGAUUGGGCAUAAUGGGGGAGAGUUAUCAAAACCUGUGUAGAGGAAGAGUAGUGCAGUUGCCCAUAGCAACCAAUCAGAUCGCUUCUUUCAUUUUUCAUAGGCCUCUUUAAAAAUGAAAGAAGCAAUCUGAUUGGUUGCUAUGGGCAGCUGCACCACUCUUCCUCUGCACAGGUUUUGAUAAAUCUUCCCCUAUAACUUCUGAUCUAACAAAUUUUGGCCAGCAGUUAUCUAAUGUCAGGGGCCUGCUGCAUCAUCUGCUGAACAGAUACUAUACAGUAUUUUUCACACUUAUAGGAGAACUCCAGAAUACAAAAAUUGUCCCCCAUACUGCCGGCAGUAAAAAAAUAAAUAGAUACAUAC
Molecule: messenger RNA, 2631 nt
Organism: Hyla sarda
Lineage: Eukaryota; Metazoa; Chordata; Amphibia; Anura; Hylidae
Product: low molecular weight neuronal intermediate filament-like
Exons: 4
Coding region: 166-1605 (479 amino acids)
Cellular component (GO): intermediate filament
Molecular function (GO): structural molecule activity
Source: RefSeq, a predicted model, not a curated record